Molecule: messenger RNA, 3963 nt
Organism: Papilio xuthus (Asian swallowtail)
Lineage: Eukaryota; Metazoa; Arthropoda; Insecta; Lepidoptera; Papilionidae
Exons: 2
Coding region: 430-1311 (293 amino acids)
Source: RefSeq, a predicted model, not a curated record
UGUGGUCAAUGAUAUCAGUGAAAUGAAUCAGUAUCAGUGUCAAAGGUGGUGGUUGGUGGUGGUUCUCAAAUAUUUGAUAUAGUUAAUGAUGGCGCAAGGAUGUGUUUUUAACAAUUAACGUGAUAUUAAUAGCAAUAAGGACAGUACUGAAUUUAUUUAGGGUAAUUUAAACACUUGAGACUGAAAUUUUUCCAAAAAUAGUCCCAGUUAAAAUGUACAAAGUGUAUAAAAUUUAAAUUCUCGAUAUUGGAUUUGGAUUUCUGAAAAUGUAGUGGUGUGGUUCUAUUAUUCCAAUGAAUGGGUGUUUAAAAUACUAUAACAUUAUACCAAGGACAUGUACAUAAAAAGUAAUCGUCACUCAAGGCAUUUGUCGAUUUCUUCGAGCUUAGGAUUAUGGACUUCAAGUGGCGAUGAGCACUUGACCGCGCGAUGGAGAAUAGAGAAGGAUGGAGCGGCGAGGCGGGCGCGACGGGCGGCGCGGCCUACAACGGCACAGAGCGCGCGCAGGCCGAGCGGGACCGCGUGCGCAUCGAGUUCUACGCCACAUACGACGUCAUGACGGGCGUGCGCAUAGCCGCCACGCUCGGCGGCUUCUUCGCGCUCAUGGUUUUCCUAAUCGUUUACAAGAGCCGGAGCAAAUCCGUUAAGGCCCUUAACGAUCCUAAGAUAGUGGAGCUCGCGGAGGCGGUGGUGGCCGAGGAGCAGGCGGUGGAAGAGGAGCGACAGCUGACGAUCGCGCUCGAGGAGGCGCUGUGUGAGCGCGCGCGCUCGCGGCCCUCCAUCGGCGAGGAACCCUGGCCGCCCUGGCCUCGGCGGGCGCGCUUCGCCUCCUACGGCGGCGGCUAUGGCAGCCUGUUGACGCCACCGCGUCGCCUCUCUGGCCUGCGCGGCGAUUCGCUGCCGAGCUCCGCGCUGCGAGUGGCGGAGCGGCGCGCGUCGGCGGCGUACGCCCGCGACCGUCGUCUCAGCUCGGCCACCUGCUCGAGUUCGGGUAGCUCGUACUUAGAGCGGCGCGGCUCCUCAGUCGUGUGCUCAUUGCCGGACCGGCGCCUGUCACCGUGCCCUAGCGAACGUCUGGCGCCGCUCGCGUCCGCGGGCAGCGUGGGCCCAUCGUUCGCGUUGGACGCGGACUCGGCGUCAGUGGGACCGGACUCGGUGUUCGCGGAGGACGAGGAUUCGACGGACGACGAGGUGGACCAGUUCUCAACAGACAGCGGCGGCGGAGGCGAGGGCACGGAGCUGGCCAGCCGCCCGGCACCGCCGCCCCGAACUCGCGUGCGCGCCCCACUCUCCUCCGAGACGCCCUUGUAGACCCUUAGAUUGUUACGUGUUAUCGACGUGUUAAAAUAUCGACUCGUUUGAAUCUCAUUCCGUAGUGUUAGCGACAUAUCACGAAAUUUUUAUUCGACAUAUCAUUUUAAAGAGACAAAUAUAAUUAUCGGUUAUUCAUAUUUACAAAACUUAAAUUGACUUUUUAUCAUUCCAAAUAAUAUCGGUGAAAAAUACUAACGAUAAGUAUCACCGAAAAUAUUUACAAAGAUUCGAUACAGAUUCAAUCACGAUAUCGGUGUAAUAAAUUUAACGAUAUAUUUCGUUACUCUAAAGCUUUAACGUAAACUGGAAGCAACGAGUGCGUCGAUAUUUUAAUAUGUGUGUAGUGCAGAGCGUGUGUAAAUAGUUUGUUUUGUUAAUAUUGAUGUUUCGCGAUGUUGAUGUUUCAGACCGUGAUAAGAUUUAUUUGUAGGUGCAUCGUGUACGCGGCAUGGGAUUGUUGAGCUUCCUGAGAUUUAUUAGCUUAACUGUUCUUUUAUUCCACCUUCUCGGCUAAACUACGUCGUUGUUGCCUCGGGUUUGGUGACGAUAUUUCCUUUUCCCGUAGUGAACCUUAGGGAUGUUAUAUAUAGAGUGUAGUUAAUAAAUAAAACCUCGAGUCGUCCUAAAAGUAAAUAAUAAUAUAAUGUCUGUCUAAGCGCACAUGCUAUAUUAUAAGUAACGGCAUUUUUUACGUUCCCCUCGUAACUAAUUGAAGCGUUCAACUGCUCUAUCUAUAAUAUCUCAAUGGGUGUAAGCGCUCCAGUCUCACCGGAUAUAUUUAUUCCAUGUUUACAGCUAAUCGGUAUGUGAGUACGGUGGUAGUUCCGCCAUCAUUUUUCACCGUUUAGUGUUCUUUUUUAAAGUACUGGGUAAUAAAAAGAUCUACCGAAUUAGACUUUUAUAGGCACAUAAGUACAUAAUAAUUAGGACAUUAUUGUAUCUGUAUCUUAAAAUUUUUACUCAUGUACAUAAAUGAAAUAAUAGCGAAAUAUUUUUACGAUACACCUAACCGAUCGCCUAAUAAUUAAAUAUGAUCGAAUUAUAACAAACGAAACUACAGUAUAGGAAUUCUGCUUAUUUUAUCCUACCUAGGAUUUCUUUCACUGGUUUUAAAAGUUGAGUACAAACUAGUGUUUACAACAGUUUUUUUGACAAUUUAUGGCAUUUAUUUUUUAAAAGGUUUCCCUUAUGCAUUUUUUUUAAUUAAUUUAAAUAAAAAUAUCAUAUGUUAUAAUGUGAUGUUCUCUAAUAAUUUAAAGAGGGAAAAUGUUUGCAUUUCUUAAGUCUUCGAAAUAGGCUUCCUAUCGAACUAACUUGUUACGACCGUAUACCUUAGUUUGUACACAGCUUUAUAUUUACAAUAGAAUAUUAGAUAAUAUUAACGCGGGAGAAUAGUACGUAUUUAUAUCACGCUUUUUGUAUAUGUGUUUCUGCUAACAAUAGAACAGUCUAUCUCUUUGUAAUUGACUAAUGUCCGGUUUCUGAAAGAACAAUCAAUUAAAAAUUAAUUAAUUUAAAUUAAAUAUUUAAUGUGGAACAGAAGUUUUCGUUCAAUUACAGUUGACAAGUGAUUCGGAAACCGAGCAUAAGUCUUGUCAUCCUUGGUUUUUGACUGUUUAAUGUCAUCCAGUCAUGUGUGAUAGCUUUCUAGUCACUUGUUUUUUUUACAUUUAUAACUCAGUAUAGACCAACAGAUAUUUUUAGUUUGAAUAUUAACAUUAUCUAUAAUAUGUGCUGUUGUUCCUUUUAUAUUAUUUUUCUUUUAUAAAAAUGUUGACAGUUGAUAAAAUAGUAUUAUGAAUGUUGCCAAAGAAAUGUUUUUCUAGACUUUGUAAGAACUUGAAAUAAAUACAAGGAAUUGGUGAAAAUGUAAUUUACAGUUUUCUGUGUAAGAAUUGAUACGGUUGCAACUCACUGUAUUUUACCCAUUGCUGGAAUGUGUUAUUGAAAGUAUCGACUUUGUAAAGAUCAUAAGCAAUAUACUUAGUGGUACAAAUAAAACUUUUUCUUUUCGCACAAUCCGUAAAAUUUGAAGAAAAUAAAAGAAAAAAACCACAGGUCAAACAGCUAACGCAAUAGACGGCGCGUCGAAUUGUUUUUGUCGACGGAUUUUCAACCAACGACAAUGGCCACUCCUUCAAAGUUUUCCACUCUGAACUAACGAAGCUUUUUCAAAACAAGUGCUAUCUCAAAGUUUGCCGACUCCAUGGUUUUUGUACGAUGUAGAUAGUGUCAACUCUUUAGGGUAGAUGUCGGUGCAGUCAAUUUAAAAAAAUGUUUUAAUGUUUAGAUAGUUGUUUGCCAUCUAUUCAACAUUUGUAAGGGCCCACGAUACCUUUACGUCCUUCGAACAAUAAAAAGAUGUAGGAGCGCUAGCUAGAAGCGGCCUAAAUGCUCGAACGAAGUCACUCACCAAGGAAACUGCCACUGUUCUUGUUUAAUAAAUGUUACACGGACACAGGGAUUUUAUUGAUUCAAGUGUGCCGAGCCCGUGUCGCUCGGGCCCCGUAGUAACUGACACGACUCGUUUUUAUUACGAUCUAGAUUUACGUGUUAGUUUAUGUAACUGUUCGUUGCUCGAAUUAAAAAGAGCUCCUGGUAGCCUGUAAAAUGUUGAAAUGUAUGUAAAAAAACAUUGUAAAUAUAAAA